UUGUGCUUUAGUCUCACAGGAUUUCCUUUCCACGGCGAUGUUCCUGUAAGUAACAAAAACAGGAGUCUCGGUGUGUGUGCGCUCAAUACUAGCAGGAAUUUUUCAGUGCAUGUUAUUAAACCCGUGUUUGCAGCAUGUUUCUGUUUCAGCAGAGGCUCAGCUUCUUUUCAGGUUUGCUCUUACUGGCAGUUGCAACAUGCCAUGGUAAACUGGUGUGUAAAGAAGGCAAAAGUGGUCCGACUCACGAAUCCAUGCAGGCCGUGUUUGACAUGCAGCCCUUCAGGCCAGCUGUAAAUCUCAGUAAUCCCACCGUCGCCAACAUCUCCUUCACCCUGUACGCCGUCCUCGGAGUGAACGAAAAAGCUCAGUUACUCACUACAUUUCUCUGGCUCAGACUGUUCUGGCACAACGAGUAUUUAGUUUGGGAGCCUGAGGAGUGUGACGGUGUCGCCAGGAUUUCUCUCCCUGUUAAAGAGCUGUGGUCUCCAGACAUCAUCGUUUAUGAGUUUGUGGAUGAUGAUGUUUCCCAGGCAUGUCCUUACGUCUACGUGAACCACACAGGACACAUUCGCUGGGACAGGAUGCUGCGGCUUGUCUCGGCCUGCAACCUGGAGAUCUUCAGCUUUCCUUUUGAUGUGCAGAACUGCACUUUCACGUUUGGCUCCUACAUGCAUACAAUACGUGACGUGAGAGUCAGUCCAGCUCUGACUUUUAGCGAGAUGUCAGAAAACUCAAAGCAAUACCUGGAAGCCAGUGGAGAGUGGGAGCUGGUGGACAUACUGGGCGAGACGUCCAUCCUGCAGUUUGGGGUCGACGAGUGGGACAUCAUCACCUUUUGGGUGGUCAUAAGGCGGCGCCCGGUGCUCUACGUGGUCAACCUGCUGAUCCCGAGUUCCUUCCUCAUGCUCAUUGACAUUCUGUCCUUCUACCUGCCGCCCCACAGUGUGGACCGGGCCUCCUUCAAAAUGACCCUGAUCCUGGGUUACACCGUUUUCCUGCUCAUUAUGAACGACCUGCUGCCCAGCACAGCUAAUGGAACGCCCCUUAUAGGUAUCUAUUUCUCGGUGUGCCUGGCUCUCAUGGUCAUCAGUCUCCUGGAGACAGUCAUCAUCACCAACGUCCUCCAUCACAGCUCCAUGAAGUACCAGGAGGUUCCAAACUGGGUUAGAGUCGUUGUCUUCAAAUAUAUCGCAACCAUGAUCUGCUACCGGUGGCCCGAAGGCGUCUCUCCCACAAUUAAAACACGGGAGGAUAAACCUGAGAGUUCAAACGGCAGCGCAGGCGCGUCGGUCAUCCAGCCAGUCAGUCAAGCAGCCGACAGGCACCGAACCUACAGUGGAGACACAGUUUCUCUGCCUGAGCUGCAGCUGAUCUGUCAGUACCUGAAGGACCUCCGCGCACAUCUUCUGUCGGUGCAGAAGGAGAGCGAGCUGCUGGACCAGUGGUGUCACGUAGGAUACGUCCUCGACUUCCUACUCUUCCGCAUCUACCUGCUUCUGAUCAGCUGCUACGCCAUGGUCAUUAUCACCAUGUGGUGCAUCUGGAUCAGUCAGACCUCUAAGGAACCUGGUGUGAAAAUUAUGAAGAUUUCAAAUAUCAAACCCUUUGCACUAAUCCUCAUCUUUUUCACUCUGUUUCACGGUUGUGUAGCAGCUUUAAACUGCACCAGUCCGUCUCCCGAGUCCCUGUUUAAGGAGCUUAAUAACCAGUUAUUCCAUCAGAACCUCAUCCCUCCUGUCGCAAGCUUCUCAGAGCCGCUCAACAUAACAAUCGGCAUCACUGUGGUUGGGAUUUUAGGAGUGGAUGAAAAAGCCCAAACGCUGACAACUUUUUUAUGGCAAGUUCUGGAGUGGAAAAUAGCAGGACUCAGCUGGGAUGAGCAGGAAUGUGGAACUGAAAGAGUCUCUGUACCUCGGGAGAAGCUUUGGGUUCCAGAUGUUCACAUCUCAGAGUUUAUGGAUGAGAACAAAUCUCCUCAAACUCCUUACGUUUACUUAAACAACACCGGUCAUGUUUUUGAUGAUAAACCCAUUAGAGUGGUCAGCUCCUGCAAGCUGGAAAUCUACAACUUUCCCUUUGAUAUCCAAUCUUGCUCGCUGACGUUUGGGUCAUAUCUACACUUUGCUUCGGAAAUACAGAUGGUUCCUGGCGUGACAGGAGAAGAGGUUCUGAAAGAGUCCAAACGUGUGCUGGAGACGAACGGAGAGUGGGAACUCUCCGACAUACAAGUGGUUCCAUCCGACCUGGAGCUAAAUGAAGGAAGCUACUCUGAGGUCCAGUUUCAGCUGAUCCUGCGCCGCAGACCAACCCUUUAUGUGGUGAACCUGCUGGUCCCCAGUUGCUUUCUCGUCGCUGUGGAUCUCAUCAGCUUCCUGCUGCCUCCUCAGAGCGUGGACAGGUCCUCGUUCAAGAUGACCCUCAUCCUCGGCUACACUGUCUUCCUGCUCAUCAUGAACGACUUGCUGCCGGUCACAGGAGACAGGACACCCCUGAUCAACGUGUUCUUCUCCAUCAGCCUGGCUCUGAUGGUGGCCAGCCUCCUGGAGACGGUCUUCAUCACCAACAUCCAGUUCAGCUCCAGCCAGUACAGUGCCGUGCCUCACUGGCUGAGCGUACUGGUGCUGCGCUAUCUCGCCGUUGUUGUUUGUAUGUCUCCAAAGAAGAGCAACAGAGUUACUGUCUGCCUCAACCCGUCUUACAAAGACUCAACAGCAAAAACAAACUCCGUCACCAUCUCAGGAAACCAGAGCAUCUUAAAGGAACCGCAUCCAGUGAAGAAGGCCUCCAGCCCUCCUGCUGCUCCCCCAGAGCCGGCUCUGGAGGAGCUGAAGAAGCUGACCAGAGACCUCACAGCCAUCCGUCUCCAGGUGGACAAACACUUCCAGGGGUCCAAAACCGCAGAAGAAUGGCAAAUGAUUGGGAUAGUAAUCGACCGUCUGCUGUUCUACUUGUACAUAGUCUUCAUUAUUGCAAGCUUCAUCACCAUUACGGGUAUCUGGAUCUGGAAUAAUACAUAUGCAAAUCAGAGCUAACAUUGCAGAGCUGCUCCAACAUGCUGCCACAGUGUUGAUCCAGUUCAUGCUUUGUAUAUUAGCAAAAAAGCAAAACACAGACAAGCACUCUGGAGUCAUCUGGUUUCAUUCUAAAGGACAGAAGAGACAUCUAGUGGCCACCUUCUUAUCUCUAACUUGUUUAUGGUUAUAAACAUGCUAUAAAAACCUGUAACAUGAGCACAUUUUGUAUAAUUCAGAUGACUUCUGUCAACACACGAGACUGUUCUAAUGUAAAACUGGAUUUUUUUUUAAAUGGUCAUGUUAUGUUUGAAUUAGGAGUUUGUAAAAAUGUAUGUUAAAACGUAUAAAUUAAUUUGAUUCCACAAUGUUUGUAAUCAAUAAAAGUAUAUUUCAAAGUCACACUGCCACCACUAGAUGGCACCACCGUCUACAAAACGUGCUGAUUGUUAAUCAUGACAAAAUGUAAAGGAUGACCCUCCAUCACACUGAUAAAGCAGCUCUGGGUUAAAUGGAGCUUAAAAAAAAACAGGUAUGUUGCCAUGGAGAGCUGGGAAGUCAUAAGAAUAAAAUUCUAGUCAAUUUUAAUGCUAAAAUGAUUUUUAAAGUGCUUCAGUCAGAAAAAGCUGAGCAGUCUGACAUAUUAAAAGUUAAUAGCCACUAUUUAUUUUCUAACAUUUAACUCAGUCUUGCAUUUUUGAACUUUACACAUUUUAUAUGCAGAAAAUAAAAUCUAAGAUAUUGGUUAAAGCUCUAAAAUCUGAAGGAGCUUAACCGUAAUACAAACCAUUAACUAAACAUAACCUGAAAACAUUUUAAACUUCAAAGAACACCGAGCGACACCAGAGUUUUAACAGUCUUGCCAGUCAUUUAUUGUGAACAUCAUUACAUACUCAAAGCAAAUCAAGAAUAAGAACAACAAUUAACAUUUUUAAUAAAAGUUUUUAACUCUGUAGUGCACUUUAAGCCUCUUCGCUCCUCCUUAACAAAGGCAGGUCCAAGUCAAAGCUGAUCAGAGGAGCUGGGCGGAUGCUUUGUUCAAAAGCUUUAAACUGAGAAGUCUCUUUUGUAAAAAAAAGAAGAAAAAUCAAGUGCAUAAACAAUGAAUGGAUCCAUUUUGAAGAGAUUAGCCGUUAGAAAUUAGAGGUACAAAUUAUCCAGUUAAGACUAUUUUUGCUGAUCUAAUUUAUGACAAAUAGAACCAUUUGUUAGCAAUUUGAAACCUCAAGAAUAAAUAUAAUAUACAUUUCUGCUCAUUUAUACUGGUCCACAAAUGAAAAAUAUGAAAAUCCAAUCGUUAACAUAAGUGCAAAACACUUUUCUAAAAAGUCUAAAAUGCAAUUUUUCACCUGAUCUCAUUUCUUUAGACAACACAUGAAGUUACCUGGAGA
Molecule: messenger RNA, 4402 nt
Organism: Poecilia latipinna (sailfin molly)
Lineage: Eukaryota; Metazoa; Chordata; Actinopteri; Cyprinodontiformes; Poeciliidae
Exons: 19
Coding region: 135-3032 (965 amino acids)
Biological process (GO): monoatomic ion transmembrane transport
Cellular component (GO): membrane
Molecular function (GO): transmembrane signaling receptor activity; extracellular ligand-gated monoatomic ion channel activity
Source: RefSeq, a predicted model, not a curated record